CAAUAAAAUCAUAUAUGAUGAACUCCUGUGAAAUUACGUAUGUCAUCAAAAAUAUGUUUGAACGUUAAACAACAAACAAAACGAUUAUCUCCUUUCAUUUUGUCACGGCUCCCACUGCUAUUUAUAUUAGUCUGUAUCAUCUUUGAACCUGCCUAUUCCACCUAAAAAUUUGUAGAUUUUGUAAAUAAAGUUUGUACUAUUUAUUUCCAAACUUAAAAUUAUAAAACAGUCAAAAUUUAUAAAUUGUAAAUAAUACUCUUGAUUAAAUUGAGACGCUUCAGAUUUGCUUCCCGGAGUUCAACAUCACUUAUGUUCCACGAGCGCGAAAUCAGUUUUCAGAUAUUUUAGCUAAGACUGCUAGAUCUUUCCAUAGGAAGUUAUAUUUUAUUGGUUGUUCAAUUCCGGUCUGGUUACUCAGACCACCUCAAGCUUGAAUAAUAUAAUAGCUUUUGAACGUCAAAAAAAAAAAAAAAACGUGGAGACAGGGUGUAGUGUAGUGGCUAACAAACUUAUAGUAGUAGUUUAGUCUUUGUACAAUAUUCUUUUUUAUGACUCUCCUAUAGAAAAUUCUAUAAAUAUCCACUAAAACGCCAUAAUUUAUCUCCACCCUUCUCAAAGAAUAUAAACACACUACUACUUGAGAUUUUGUUUCAGAUUUUUCUGGUACACAAACAAAUGGCUCCAAGAACCUCUCUUGCACUCUUCCUUUUCCUUAACCUCCUCUUCUUCACUUACACUACUGCUCAAGGCACUUGUCCUAGAAAUGCCCUUCAGAUCGGUGCUUGCACUAAUGUGCUCAAUGCAAUUGACUUAACAUUAGGAAACCCACCGCCACCAGUACCGCCGUGCUGCUCGCUCAUUGCAGGCUUGGCUGACCUUGAGGCUGCAGUCUGUCUCUGUACCGCGCUGGACGUUAACGUUCUUGGCAACAACGUUCACCUUCCCAUCGAUAUCAGCGUACUUUUAAAUGCUUGUAGCAGAUUUGCUCCACCAAGUUUCCAAUGCCCGUAAGUUGAAUACGUAUGAGAUAUCUGAAGACAUACCGAAAAAAUAAAGGUUGAACUUGUUGCCUGUAGUCUUUUGCUUUUAAACUGGUGAUUUCUUUUGUAUUUGUAACUUUCUUCGAUUGAAUAAAAUGAUGAGUGUAACGUUCUCAUGCAAUAAUGGGUUUGUGUGUGUAAUCGCCAUGUUCGUUGCCCUUUUACUUCAUUGUUCUACCUUACCUUCGUUUGUAAAACGUUUCGUUCGAAUUUGAUUAAUAAAAGCUUCAAUCGGUGUUAUUGUCUA
Messenger RNA from Brassica napus (rape), 1287 nucleotides. Its product is annotated as putative lipid-binding protein AIR1. The transcript has a single exon. NCBI's taxonomy places the organism in Eukaryota, Viridiplantae, Streptophyta, Magnoliopsida, Brassicales, Brassicaceae. Bases 676 to 1011 code for a protein of 111 amino acids. The record is from RefSeq and is a predicted model, not a curated record.